AUGACCUCGGAUGACUACUUCGAUGACAAUCUGGACUCAGCAUUUAUUCAAGCAGCCGAUGAUGCAGAAGCUGCUCAAGCCGCUCCUUCCUCGAAAUUUGGAGGUGCCACACCUAGCCGACAACCUGUGCGAGAGAUUAUUGAGCUCGACGACUCAGAUGGUUUUCCCAGCUUCGACGUGAACGACUUAGAUUUAGCGCACUUCGACGAGAUAUGUGAGAAAUAUCAGUCCGGCGGUCUGUCGGUUUCUCGUCCAGGUCCAGGAGACAGCAAUGCGCCGUUCAACCGCGCGACUUCAAAGGGUACCGUGCAGACGACACUCUUUGGCGAUAUUCUGCAGCAAGAUAACGCAUCCAGCAAGCCUCAUUCCUCCAAUUCUGUGCGCCCGGCGCGCAGGACCGAGUCGAGUUCCCACCACCCAUUUGGUGGUCGUUCUAAGAAAACGAAACAGUGGGACCAUACGGCGUUUGCGAAGACCGGAUGGAAGAAACCCAAGCCUAAGAAGGACAAUGGCAAAGGAAAUUCGAGGUCAUUUGCUGAGGAGAACGAGCAUGAGGAGGAAGACGUUGAGUUCGAGCAGUUUCCUGCUCCUGUCGUCUCCGUCGGGUGA
Molecule: messenger RNA, 609 nt
Organism: Sparassis crispa
Lineage: Eukaryota; Fungi; Basidiomycota; Agaricomycetes; Polyporales; Sparassidaceae
Exons: 1
Coding region: 1-609 (202 amino acids)
Source: RefSeq, a predicted model, not a curated record